Laccaria bicolor S238N-H82 is the source of this 780-nucleotide messenger RNA. RefSeq lists its product as uncharacterized. Gene Ontology annotation, biological process: tRNA processing. Lineage: Eukaryota; Fungi; Basidiomycota; Agaricomycetes; Agaricales; Hydnangiaceae. The record is from RefSeq and is a predicted model, not a curated record. The transcript has 3 exons. Bases 1 to 780 code for a protein of 259 amino acids. Gene Ontology annotation, cellular component: nucleolar ribonuclease P complex.
AUGGGAAAGAAACAAAAAGACGACGUUCCGAACAUCAACAGUGUCGCCAAUAGAGACAUUAUCCAACGCCUUAAUUUUAUGUAUCAAGCAAGUGUUUAUUUGCAGAGUCUCAGUACUUCUGCUUCGACCUCGUCGACUUCGUCUGCAGACUCUAUGGAUCAAUCUGGCGUCCCUCCAUGCGAAGCUUCUGGCUCCAUAACCGAACCCUCAUCUCCCCAAAAAUCAGCCAAAGGAAAACGGAGACGCGUGAUCGGACGAAAGAAAACCGUGAACGAUCUCGCGCGGAGCUACGUUCACGCACUGAAGGUCGUCGGGCAGAAAACGACCGUCAAGAUGGAUCCAUCGAUAAAACGCACGUUAUGUAAAGGAUGUAAUGUCGUCCUCGUUCCCGGAUCCACGGCCUUUGUUCGCGUGAAGAGAUCCUCCUCACACGGACAUAGUGUCGUAUACACCUGCACAGGAUGCAAGACCUCAAGAAGGAUACCUGCACCGCCAACCGCACACUCCCCAUCACAACCAGAGCUAACGCAACCUCAAACACCCACCGCUACCCCCCUUCUUCAAGAAAUCCUUACUGCACACGAUCCCAGCCAACCCAAGGCGGAACUUCCUGCUACCAACGAGACUUUAGUACCACACCGCAAAUGCGAGAAGAAAGCCACUCUUCCACGUCUCCCUCCUCUCUUUGCGCGGCAGGAUGCAGGCCAUGUCACCUUUCGUGGGAACGAAAGAUUGCCUGAGAUAGAUUGGGAGAAAGGACAUGGGAUGUUCCUUGUAUGA